CGCUAGAAACUGAAAAUAUGAACUUAAAAAUAGAGAAUGCAGACCUUAAAUCACAAGCCAUGCUAGAACCUGAAAAUACGAACUUAAAGAUAGAGAAUGCAGAUCUUAAAUCACAAAACACUGCCCUCGAAAAAGAUAAUACAGCAUUCAAAUCAAAAAAUGCAGGUCUAGAAAAAGAUAACGAAGUACUCAAAUCACAAAACAAAAUUUUCGAAAAAGACAAUGAGAAUUUCAAAAAAGUCAACGAGAACCUCAAUAAGCAAAUAGAAGAUUUGAAACUAAAAAUUAAAGAACUCAAUAAUAAAAGUAUAGAUCUCCAACUACAACUAACGAGCCUCAAGGAGCACCAUAAUACCCUUAAUGAUCAGUUCAAGGAUUUAUUAACGAAAAACAAAAUAGACAGGGAAACUAUAAAAAAGCUGAAUAAAGAAAUCAAAGAAAUAAAUGUCGAAAAAGAUAAAGUAGAAAAUGAUUUAUUAGCAAUAAUCAAAGAAAGAAAAGAAGAAAUUAAAGUAAGGAAUGAAUUGAUAGACAAAUUAAAUGCUGAAAAAUUAGAACUUAUUAUGAAGCAAAAAAAGAAAAAAUAUGAUUAA
This is a messenger RNA of Dentiscutata heterogama, 593 nucleotides long. Lineage: Eukaryota; Fungi; Glomeromycota; Glomeromycetes; Diversisporales; Gigasporaceae. The record is from the annotation of a GenBank genome assembly.